CUUGGACAUCUAAAAAAAAAGUCUAUAUAAACUACUCUCGGUGCCCAUGCUGUCGGAUAAUUUCUCAGACCAACUCGAUCACCCAAGGUUGACUUACGAGCUCCUCUAUCUUUGACCUGCAUACCAGUGCCUAUCCGCCAUGGCUAGUUUUCGUCGCCUCGCGCUCCUCCUCGGAGCCGUUCUCCCUGCCAUCUUCGCCGCUCCUACUGCUCCUCAGCAGAAGCGGGAGAUCGUCCCCAACAAGUACAUCGUCACCCUGAAGGAGGGCAUCACCACUGAGGACUUCAAGACCCAUGUGAACUGGGCUCGCGACAUCCACAGCCGCAGCCUGUCUAAGCGUGACACCACUGGUAUCGAGCACGAGUACCACAUCUCAAACUUCAACGCUUAUUCCGCCGAGUUUGACGAGGAGACUCUGGAGCAGAUCAAGAACCACCCCGACGUUGCCGAGGUUGAGGAGGACCAGGUCUGGUACCUCUUCGACGAGACCCCCGAGCUCUCGAAGCGCGCUCUUACCACCCAGACCGGCGCACCCUGGGGACUGGGCACCGUCUCCCACCGCACUUCCGGCUCCACGUCGUACAUCUAUGACACCUCCGCCGGCGAGGGCACCUAUGCCUACAUCAUCGACACUGGUAUCCUGGAAACUCAUGAACAGUUUGGCGGCCGUGCGUCGCUAGGCUACAACGCUGCCAGCACCAGCAACCCCGACGCUGUAGGCCACGGCACUCACGUUGCCGGUACCAUCGGAGGCUCUACUUAUGGUGUCGCCAAGAAGGCUACCCUCAUCGCCGUUAAGGUGUUCCAGGGUUCGUCUAGCACUACCGCGAUUGUCCUGAGCGGAUACAACUGGGCUGUGAACGAUGUCAUCAGCAAGGGCCGCCAAAGCGUUUCCGUCCUAAGCCUGUCGCUCGGCGGUGGCUUCUCCUCCGCUUUCAACAACGCCGUCAACUCUGCCUUCGGCUCGGGUGUCCUGUCCGUCGUUGCGGCUGGCAACAGCGCCACCAACGCUGCCAACACAUCGCCCGCUUCCGCUGCUGAUGCGAUCACCGUCGGUUCUAUCGACUCCUCGUGGGCCAUUUCUUCCUUCUCAAACUACGGCGCCGUUGUCGAUUUGUUUGCCCCCGGCAGCAGCGUCAUUUCCGCCUGGAUCGGCUCCAACACUGCCACCAACACCAUCUCUGGUACCUCGAUGGCCACUCCCCACGUCACUGGUCUCGCGCUGUACCUGAUUGCGCUCGAGGGCCUCAGCACCCCUGCUGCAGUCACCAACCGCAUCAAGGCGCUCUAUACCACGGGCAGGCUUACCGGAAUCCCUAGCGGCACUGUCAACGCUGUCCUCUACAACGGCAACGGCGCUUAAGGGAUAGGGCCGAUUUGAUAUCAACGACCACUGACGCAAACGACAGCCGAGAGGGACCUAUCACUCGAUGGGAAUUUUGCUCAGAGGGAAGCUAAAGAGAUC
Messenger RNA from Durotheca rogersii, 1465 nucleotides. Its product is annotated as alkaline proteinase. Gene Ontology annotation, biological process: proteolysis. The transcript is spliced from 4 exons. Gene Ontology annotation, molecular function: serine-type endopeptidase activity. The record is from RefSeq and is a predicted model, not a curated record. Lineage: Eukaryota; Fungi; Ascomycota; Sordariomycetes; Xylariales; Xylariaceae. The coding region runs from base 140 to 1363 and encodes 407 amino acids.